Messenger RNA from Protopterus annectens (West African lungfish), 2767 nucleotides. Its product is annotated as PHD finger protein 23-like. The record is from RefSeq and is a predicted model, not a curated record. The coding region runs from base 645 to 1715 and encodes 356 amino acids. Lineage: Eukaryota; Metazoa; Chordata; Ceratodontiformes; Protopteridae. The transcript is spliced from 6 exons. Gene Ontology annotation, biological process: mitotic chromosome condensation. Gene Ontology annotation, molecular function: chromatin binding.
ACUUUAAAUAGUAGAGAAAACGGUGCAUGUAAGGCCAUUACAUCAUCAAACCUUCCUAGAGGGGGAUAUACUAAUUUUAAGAAUCAAAUGGUGUGAAUUUCCCAAGUCCUACGGACAACAAAAACUUACUGUGCUUGUUAAUUAUCAUUCAGACCACCGAAAUUGAAACAUAUACUACAAAGAAGAUAUCUAGUGAUUUUCCCCACACAAAUUUGAUUGUGAAGUCCCCAUACCGCUGCUUGAACUCGUCUGGUACGCCCCUUGGCCAUGACGUUGUUCGUUCUACUGCUGAAUGUCAGGAGCUGGGAUUCGGAAUCAGCUGAGUUGGUAACUUUUAGGACGUUUAAUCUUAGUGGCUUGUUAUUAGUAUUUAUCCAAAAUCUCUUGUUUGAUGUAGAAAAUGGGCGAAGACCAAUGAAUGCAAACUAUGUCUGAAAGGACGAACUGAAAGUCUGUGUUUUGUUGCUGAACUCUUCGACGGGCGGCUGUAGCAAAUCGUAAUUAAUCGUCUGAGAAACAUCGUAGUUUGAGCCCAAUAGAACGAUUAGGUUUACUGCCUGUGGGACCGUUUGAAAAUCUUGCUCUUUAUCCUUUUUUUUUUUUGCAUUGGAUCAGUUUGGACUGCAGGUUCCACCGUGGACGUAAUGGCUUCGAUGUCGGAGCCUAAAAGAAGUCGAACAGUGGAAGAUUUCAAUCAGUUUUGUACUUUUGUAUUGGCAUAUGCAGGGUACGUUCCCUACCCUGAUGAGCUGAGACAGCAUGAACCGUGGCCUCGCGCCAACCUCAGUCCUCGCAACAGUACUGGCAGCACACUCGAUAGUGACAGUUGGGAGUCAUCCCACUCUGUGGAUUCUCAUGGCUUGCACUGUGGGAAGAAAGUGAAAAUCAUCAAGCACAAAGCGGGAACAACACAAGGGAGGUCAAACAAUCUGAUAGGAUGCCAUAGUUUUCCUACUAUGCCUCGUAUACCCAAGAAGGACAAGAAAAAUAAAAAGCAGUGUCUUAAAAGGCUGAUCUUGCAAGCAGAAAAGAAAAAGAAGUCAUCACUUUCUCACAGUUUUACGGAGUCAGGAGAGAUGGUAAAACUUCCAAGUUUCCAGUUAGAUCCCAAAGUGAGGAUACCAUCAGAACGGUUAGUGAGUACUCCCAUCGAUGUUUCUGUUGAAGCGAACUUUGGGUUGCACAGUUACAAAAAUCCCCUGGUGGACUUUCAGCCUAGGUCACUGCUGGAGGACUUUACCAAGGUAGAGCAGUCGACAAGGACGGAGUUUAACACCACCGUGGAUUUUACUGUGCAAGACUUGCCUGGUACUAUACAUGGUGAUCAGCUGGAAGAAGAGUUGCGACAAGUAGUCAAGGGUGAUAUUCCUGUGAAGAAAGAAGAAAGGCUAGCAGAUAGCUAUAGUGAGCCAUGGGAGAUGGCAGAAAAUUUAAGUCUAAGUCCAGCCUCUCUGGAUUUGGCACAGCCUUCAUUGAACAGCGCUGGAUCAGAAGAUUCGUGGGAUUUGAUCACUUGUUUUUGCAUGAAGCCCUUCGCAGGACGUCCUAUGAUUGAAUGCAAUGAGUGUGAAACAUGGAUCCACUUGUCUUGUGCCAAGAUCCGCAAGACCAAUGUGCCAGAUGUGUUUGUUUGCCAAAGGUGCAAGGACUCUAGGCAGGAGGUCCGAAGGUCAAAUAGAGCACGUACAGGGCCUCAUAAACGUUUCAGUGAAUAGGGAUGGUACUACUCUUAGAGGGAGGAAUGGUACCCUAGAACUGGAAGAACAGAGUAUUUGUCUGCCUUUGGUAAAAGUUGUAUAUAGUAAAACUGAGGAGCUUUGUAAAUUAUAUUUCUAGAAUUCUGUGUGUUGAAGGCUUCUGGAGGUUUCCUGGAGAAAUUUGUUAUUGCAACAGUUUUACUUUGCUCAUUCAGACCUGUAUGAAUGGCUCGCAUUUAUGGAUGUCAUGUGACACUUGGUUGGAUGCCUCUCCUACACCAUUUUACUACAUGUAAGCACAACCACAGUCCUCAUUUUUCCAGCAGUGCAGGAGUUCUUUACUUAAUGUAAGCUAGCUCAGUGUAUAUUAAGCCUGCAACUUUUGUUUCUGUUUUAAGUACAUAUCUUGAUCUUUGAGUACUUCUCGUCCUCUCUGGUUUGACUGUAUUGCAGUUUCUGGAAAAAAAAACUUUUUGAAGGCCAGUUCAGGCAUUUUUAAUUUAAAUUGGGGUCUAAACAGCUUGUGUCCAUUGCUGUGAACUGGAGUUGUUGUGGAAGUGUUUUGAAUAACAGCUGAGCUCUGGUUAGGUAAGGCAACAACUUUGUUAGCCUCAAGACCGACUGCUUAGUGCCGUAUAGGUUUUAUGUCUGGCUAGCCUCUGCAGUUAGACUGAAUGGUAAAUGGCAAUGUUUAAUCACGUUUGAGCAAGGAGGGCAGUUUCAUAAAAGCCUUCUGGAGAGUUUACCUCCCCCCGUUCCAGAAUUCAUUGACUUGAUACAUUGUAGCUUAUAGUGUGAAAGGACUUAAGUUUGUGUCAUGGGAAGGUGAUGCUUUAACCUGUUUUUGUCUGGCUUCCAUAAGGGCUGACCGAAACGAAUGGCUGUUUUAAUAAGUCAUUUAAAAAGUGCCUUUGUUUGUUUUUACAUCUUUGAUAGUGCUUGCAGACUGGAAGUUAAAAGAAUUUCUGUUGGUGCUCUGCAUAUUUGACUUCAGUACACACUCCUCUUUGUAAACAAAUUAAAUUUUUUUUUCGUAAUUUAAUGAAUAAACCACUUUUGAUGAUAGGUGA